GACAUAGCGUCACAAUGGAAAAUAGUAAUCUCCUACUUUAACGUUUUUAUAAAGUUCCACUCCCAAGAUUUUACUUGACAACUGUACAUUUUCGAAGCAGGCGAAUGGUUGACGAGUUAGCUCGCAGUUAACUCUCGGGUCAUCCCUAAAUACGUGACGUCACGUUGUUUAGCUUUGAACGUAUGAUGGCGCCACAGUGGUUAGCUUGCUGCUAACGGACUCGCCUUUCUCUGCCAUCGUUUAAGAUGGACGCGCACAAUCCUGACCUGAGCUCCGUGUUGUCGGACUGCGAACCAGAGCUCCAGGAGCUUAUGAGGCAGAUCGACAUCAUGAUUGACCACCAGAAGAGCGAUUGGGAGGCCCAGAUGCAGGAGAUGCAACUACAGCUGAAGAGUGGCCAGGAGGAGAUGUCUGCAUCCAGGGUCCUCCUUGAACGCAAAGACCUGGAGAUCGGAGUGCUGCGUCAGCAACUGGAAGACGUUCAGACAGGCCGACAAGCGCUGGCAACCAAGUAUGAGAAGCAACUACAAAAUGUCAGUGAAGAGUUGGACAAGUUAAAGAGGAGCUAUCACAAGCUCCAGCGCAGACAUCUCAAGAAGCUCAGCAGUGAAGAGUCCAAAGAGGUUGACAAGUCAGAAGUGAGGCUGCUCAGUGACAAGCUUGAGGAGUACAGUCGCAGCUGCGUGAAGUGGGAGCAGCAGUGCCUCCUCUACCAGAAGCAGCUGUCGUCGUUGGAGGCCCAGAAGAAGAGCCUGGCUGAUGAGCUCACACACGUCAAAGCUGAGGCUGCGUCGCUGGCCUCCCUGGAGAAAAGCUAUGUGUCGUCGCUGAGGCACCUGGAGCAGGACAACCUGCAGCUAAGGCGCGACCUCGCCGAGACACGCCGCCAACUCGAGCUCUUCAAGGGCGGGACCACCGCACCCGCCGCUGCCGACCAAUCGCAGCCAGCUGGGGAAAACGCGAAUGGUGAGGGGACGACUUCCUACGAGGGCGAGAUCCAGAGGCUCUUCACACAGCUGAAGACAUCGGGGCGGUCCCGUGACCAAGCUGCGCCCGGCGGCUGUCAUGGGUCCACAGCUUCUGCCACGGCUGCCGACAGAAGAAUCUCUGGGGGAGACUCGGCGCCGACUCCAGUCGAGCACGCUCCAGAGGGGUGGAGCUCCAGCUCAGAGGACACGCCGAGCUCCAGAGAGGAAUCAGCACCCUCCCCGAUGGAGCCUUUGCCGCCGUCUUCCGCGGACGUCAUGGUCUCUCGGUUCUUGGAGGAGGAAAGUCUUCUCUCCAGUGAGCUGAUGCAGAAACUGGACUCUCACAUCCUCAGUAUGACGGAGAACAACGUCAGGACCGUCUCCGAGCGCCUCACUGCCGCUUCUCCUCCGGACCUAUAACGAAGGUGAACUUUUCCCAACUCAACGCUUUAUUGACUGUUUUUAACACUGUUGUACAUUGAAGGCAUCACAAGCUAAAAGUGACACCAGCCAGACUCCGUCACAUUUUAAAUAAAGUGGCAACAUCCUAACAGGGCGCUCAAAGUACUCCAAACACUUUGCUCCAGCGCUGCUUCCCCUUCUUUCUCAUUUUGAAGGUGACUUUGUGCGGAUGUAUGGUUCUUGUCAUCGUCCAUCUCGCCAGACGUCAUAAAGUAUCCCUGAGUAAGCGCACCACUUCCUGUCCACGAUGUUAACAACACUUUUCCCAGAAUUGUUGAGCCGAAGUUCAUUCUUUGUCGCACAUUCCUGAUGGCGGGGCCUGCCUGUCCCACCUCGCUUGUGUCCCGCGUGGUGUUCCGGAUGAGACGGGAACACCUCAUUGUUUUUGAGGACGCGCACGCUCUGCUCGACGCGCAUUCUUACCCUCUAGAACCAAAAUAUUAGUAACAGCUCACGGUAUGAGGCAGUACAGUUGUACAACCACAAUAAUACACACAAUGUAAAAUGAGUACAUGUAUUCAAUCUAAGCAUUAUUUUAAUUUUUUUUGUUAUUGAUUAAAUUAUGGCACAAGAACCCUCUGUGUGUUUUUGCGUGUGUGCGUAUGAAUAUGAAUAUUAGAACAUGAAAAUAAAAAUAUAACAUAAAGAUUUUGUGUAAAUAUAUAUAAGAUACAUUAAAAUAAAUAUUUAAAAAAAUAUAAAAUUAUAGUUAAUUGGUGACUCUAAAUUGUCCAUAGGUAUGAAUGUGAGUGAAUGGUUGCUUGUCUAUAUGUGCCCUGCCAUUGGCUGGCCACCAGUCCAGGGUGUACCCCGCCUGUCGCCUGAAGUCAGCUGGGAUAGGCUCCAGCAUGCCCCCACGACCCUAAUGAGGAAGAAGCGGUAUAGAAAAUGGAUGGAUGGAUAAAAUUAUAUAAUU
Molecule: messenger RNA, 2346 nt
Organism: Dunckerocampus dactyliophorus (ringed pipefish)
Lineage: Eukaryota; Metazoa; Chordata; Actinopteri; Syngnathiformes; Syngnathidae
Gene: cep63
Product: centrosomal protein 63
Exons: 8
Coding region: 246-1388 (380 amino acids)
Biological process (GO): de novo centriole assembly involved in multi-ciliated epithelial cell differentiation; centriole replication
Cellular component (GO): centriole
Source: RefSeq, a predicted model, not a curated record